CUUCUCAACGAUUGUCGCAUAAUUUUGACAGUGCGAACAACUCCCCGAUUCGCAUCUCAACCGACUAUCAUCGCGCUCGAAAUUCCACGAAAUGCCGUACAAUACCAGAAGAAAGUCGCUCUCGUUGCCUUUGCUCGGCAUCCAGCUCCCACACGCUUCUCGAAGUACGGCACAUCGCUCACCGCCCGACACUACGUCGCAUGAGCAACCUCCGUCGAAGAAAGUCAAGCGAUCGCAUACACCGGCAUCACCUCCCCCUUCGGUUUCUGAACCCGCUGCGAAUGGCGCGACGAAAGUCGCAGCAUCAAAGAGCGCUGGCCGUUCUUAUGAGCAGACGCCACCACCAUCGCCGGGCGUUGCAGAAGUGUCAAAGAUAGACACAGAAGGCAUAAAUGAUGAUAUAGUGAAAGGGGUUAUAGAACAGCUAGAAAAGACUGGAAAUCGGCCUCACCUCGUCAAAGAGCUUGCUGCAAUCCUGUCUACCACGCUUCCAGUUGUAGAAAGCUCCGCGAAUCCCGCCGCAAUCAUCACAUCUCGACUCACGAGUUACCUUCGUCGACCCUGGACUGCGCUUUCGCCUUGUCCCGUGGGCAAAAUCCUAACCGCCACCCACCCCCGCCGCAUCUACUUCCACCUUACUACGAGCACGCCACAACCCAUCCCCGAACUCUAUGACGCUCUCAAUCACACCUCUGGAGUGAUUUCUCCAUCACUCACUUCCGCAUCUGCCGACGAAGAAGAUGAACACGAGGCACGAAUGCGCGUCACCCUCUCACCAUCUCCUGAAGUCGAUCUGUCGUCUCCGGAGCUAGAUGAUGAGGAUAUGCCUCCGACUCCCACAGGCUCUUUCACCGGUCGAAGUGCCCCCGGAAGAGGCAAUCAUCACUCAAUUAAUAUCGCCCAUAAUCAUCGUGCGGCGAGUCCGCCAUUGGAAGGCGAUGAGAAGGAGUUUACACAGACCGCAAGCUCGAUGCGAAAACGAAGUCUGAGCCAGGAAGACAAACCGACCGAAGAAGUGCGCCCGAGUACCGAGGAUGAGGAAGCCCUUCUGGAGACCGAAGAGAAUGCGGAUCAGCAAAAUAGCGAUGCUGCGGCAACGCUUUUUGGCCAUAGCCACGUUGAGCCUAUGCAUUUGACGUUUAGCAGUCCUGGUUCUCGAAUCAGCAGUUUCCAUGUGUUUACCUCGACCAGAAAGCUUGCCAACGACUCGCUGGACGGUAUGGAGGUCGACAUCAAGGUUGAUCCUGAAGGAGCAUCGUCCAUUCCUGGGGACCACAGCUUGGGCAUGUGGGAUGGGGACAUGCGAAAUCCCGAAAACGUGGAAUUGGACGAGCUCGAUGAUCUUUUCGGCGCAUACUGAAGAAAUAUGCUCAAUCCCUUUUCUGUUUAUUUUGUUUAUGAGUCGGAGAAGAACUGGUAGAUGGACUCUUUCUUGCAUAUUUUGCCAUAUAUUUUCUUCCGUCGCGGAAUCUCUUCUCGCUCCUCGCCACUUUUUUUCCCUUGGUCGUUCUUUUUCUAGCCGAUCUUUUCUGGCACUCUCUUCGCCCUUUUCAAAAUUUCUGGCGCAUUCGUUCUCCCCUGCAACGAUGUUUUCACGCAUGUCGGGGAGCCUUCGUUAAUGGCGUUACCAUUUCCACUGGUUGGAGUUGGACCUGUUCGACGCAACUGAUAUAUCUUUUAUUUAAUGGCCCACACAACUCUACUCGGAUCUCUCCUUCCUUUCGUCAAUCAUGUAUUUUUAGGCAA
Xylona heveae TC161 is the source of this 1746-nucleotide messenger RNA. RefSeq lists its product as hypothetical. Lineage: Eukaryota; Fungi; Ascomycota; Xylonomycetes; Xylonales; Xylonaceae. Bases 92 to 1360 code for a protein of 422 amino acids. The record is from RefSeq and is a predicted model, not a curated record. The transcript has 2 exons.